Anguilla rostrata (American eel) is the source of this 4029-nucleotide messenger RNA. RefSeq names its product rhomboid 5 homolog 1b (Drosophila) (gene rhbdf1b). The record is from RefSeq and is a predicted model, not a curated record. Gene Ontology annotation, biological process: regulation of epidermal growth factor receptor signaling pathway; regulation of protein secretion. Gene Ontology annotation, cellular component: endoplasmic reticulum membrane. NCBI's taxonomy places the organism in Eukaryota, Metazoa, Chordata, Actinopteri, Anguilliformes, Anguillidae. Bases 892 to 3246 code for a protein of 784 amino acids. The transcript is spliced from 16 exons. Gene Ontology annotation, molecular function: serine-type endopeptidase activity.
GCCCUCCCUGAACGCAGCUCUGCUUUGGCUUCCUGCCCCGAGGGGAAGCGCUCUGCUCUGAGCGUGCUGGCGUCUCAGCCGGGUGUCUCCAGGUCUGCCACAGAGGGAGAACUCCACUCUGAAGCCUCUUCUGUAGACUGCAAGCCGGUAGGCAUCGCUGAGUUAUUCUUUAUUGUGUCAGUGAUUGUCGCGGAGUGUUACUUUCAGUUUGGUUCAGUCUCGGGGUGGCGUGAGUAAGUUACGUAAAGCGAUGACUUGUGAAGGUCAGACUUGUGUGUAUCAUUGACUCGUGGGGUUGACUGGCUUGGCUCAGCCUUCAGAAUGUUCCGGCAGAGUGACCGUCUGCCUCACCGGGACAGUGACCGUCGGCAUUAUGGCCCGUCUCUAAUGUGCCAGGGUAGAUAAUCUGGAGCGGGCGGUCUGGCAUCUGUGUGCCGGGGUGCCCGCUGACCUGUGCCAGUCGGCUGGCAGCGAGCGGAGGCGCUCGGUGCUCCUGUGUGUGCUGGGGCAUGUUCGGGCACGUCCUCCCUCGCCGCGCUGCACUCUGCAGCUCCCGCUGUUUUCCCUUCCUGUCAGGCAGCGCUGUCACUGUUUGCGCACUCUCCCAAAAAAGGCUGCGCGGAACAGAGGAGAGCGUGUGAGGAGAGCAGAGAGAGAGAGAGAGGGGGAGAGAAGAGAGAGAGCGACACAGAGAGAGAGAGAAACACUCUGCCGAGGUGCUCGUGUGAAGGGAAGGCUCUGAAGAGGGGACUGUGCCUGUGUGGAAGCCCUGGAGGGCUGCACAGCUGGAAUAGCGUGCGAAGGGGCUGGGACUGCACUGGCACUGUGACUGCCUCGGACUGGGACUGUGCCUCUCCUGAUGGGGGUUCCCUCUUCCUGCGAGAGGGCAGCAUGACCGUUUCGGCUCCCUGGGAGGAGCGGGAUAGGGGCACGGCGGACUGGUUCGGCGUCAGUAAGGACAGCGAUGCAACUCAGAAAUGGCAGAGGAAGAGCCUGCGCCACUGCAGCCAGCGCUACGGCAAGCUGAAGCCCCAGGUCAUCCGCGAGAUGGACCUCCCCAGCCAGGACAACAUCUCCCUCACCAGCACUGAGACGCCCCCGCCCCUCUACGUGCCUGCCUCCCAGCAUGGCAUGCAGAAGAUUGUGGACCCCCUGGCGCGGGGGCGAGCGUUCCGCAUGGUGGAGGAGGUGGACGGGUACAGCGUGCCCCAGACUCCCAUAACCCCCGGUGCCGCCUCGCUCUGCUCCUUCACCAGCUCCCGCUCCGGCUUCAACCGGCUGCCCCGACGACGCAAAAGGGAGUCCGUUGCCAAGAUGAGCUUCCGGGCGGCGGCGGCUCUGGUCAAGGGCCGCUCUUUGCGGGAGGGUACUUUGCGGCGGGCCCAGAGACGCAGUUUCACCCCGGCCAGUUUCCUGGAAGAGGAUACGGUGGACUUCCCUGACGAGCUGGACACCUCCUUCUUCGCCAGGGAUGCCCUGAUGCACGAGGAGCUCUCCACGUUUGCCGAUGAGGUGUUCGAGUCGCCUUCGGAGGCCGCCAUCAAAGAGGCGGAGUCGAGCAAGGUGCUGGACGACAGCGAUAUGACAGGCAGCGCACUGGAUAAGAGUGAGCUGGAGAGGAGCCACCUCAUGCUGCCGCUGGAGCGAGGCUGGCGCAAGGGCAAGGAGGGCGCGCUGGUGCAGCCCAAGGUACGCCUGCGCCAGGAGGUGGUGAGCGUGAGCGGGCAGCGGCGCGGCCAGCGCAUCGCCGUGCCCGUCAAGAAGCUCUUCGCCCGCGAGAAGCGGCCGUACGGCCUGGGCAUGGUGGGCAAGCUCACCAACCGCACCUACCGCAAGCGCAUCGACAGCUACGUCAAAAGGCAGAUUGAGGACAUGGAUGACCACAGGCCUUUUUUCACAUACUGGAUAACAUUUGUCCACUUGCUGAUCACGAUCCUGGCAGUGUGCAUCUAUGGCAUUGCACCAGUGGGCUUCUCACAACACGAGACCGUAGAUUCUGUUUUAAGAAAUAAAGGUGUUUAUGAAAACGUAAAGUUUGUACAGCAAGAAAACUUCUGGGUUGGGCCAAGUUCGGAGGCGCUGAUUCACCUGGGGGCUAAGUUCUCCCCCUGCAUGCGGCAGGACCAGCAGGUGCACGAUCUGAUCCAGGACAAGAGGGAGAAGGAGCGCCAUUCUGCCUGCUGCGUGCGCAACGACCGCUCGGGCUGCUUGCAGACGUCUGAGGAGGAGUGCUCUACUACCCUGGCUGUGUGGGUGAAGUGGCCUCAGCAUACCAGUGCCCCGCACCUGGAGGGGAAAGUGAGGCAGUAUGGAUCUGUGUGUCAGCAGGACCCCAGGAUUUGUCUGGAGCCAGCCUCUGGGUCACCUCACGAAUGGCCUGAUGACAUCACAAAGUGGCCAAUCUGCACCAAAUUAAGCACGGGGAACCACACCAACCUGCCCCACAUAGACUGCGCCAUCACCGGCCGGCCCUGCUGCAUCGGCACCAAAGGGAGGUGUGAGAUCACAUCCCGGGAGUACUGUGACUUCAUGAUGGGUUACUUCCAUGAAGAAGCCACGCUUUGCUCACAGGUGCACUGUAUGGACGACGUGUGUGGGCUGCUGCCGUUCCUCAACCCAGAGAUCCCAGAUCAGUUCUACAGGCUGUGGCUCUCCCUCUUCCUGCACGCCGGGAUUCUGCACUGCCUGGUGUCAGUGUGCUUCCAGAUGACCAUCCUGAGGGACCUGGAGAAGCUGGCGGGCUGGCUGCGGAUCUCCAUCAUCUACAUCCUGAGCGGCAUCACCGGCAACCUGGCCAGCGCCAUCUUCCUGCCUUACAAGGCCGAGGUGGGGCCCGCGGGCUCUCAGUUCGGCAUCCUGGCCUGCCUGUUCGUGGAGCUGAUCCAGAGCUGGCAGAUCCUGGCCAGGCCGUGGCGCGCCUUCGCCAAGCUGCUCUGCGUGGUCCUCUUCCUCUUCGCCUUCGGCCUGCUGCCCUGGAUCGACAACUUCGCCCACAUCUCGGGCUUCAUCUCGGGCUUCUUCCUCUCCUUCGCCUUCCUCCCCUACAUCAGCUUCGGGCGCAUGGACAUGUACCGCAAGCGCUGCCAGAUCAUCGUCUUCCUGGUGGUGUUCGUGGGCCUGUUCGCCGGGCUGGCGGUGCUCUUCUACAUCUACCCCAUCAAGUGCGAGUGGUGCGAGCUGCUCACCUGCAUCCCCUUCACGGACAAGUUCUGCGAGAAGUACGACCUCAACGCGCACCUCCACUGAGGCCACCCCACCCCCCGGCUGCGGUCCCGGGGCGAGGGAGUUUGGGGCGGAGAGGGAGCAGCUGGGCUGGCUCUAUUCCCAAAUCCCUGUCCCCCUCCUCCAUGAGAAUGGCUGGUGGAGCGGCGUCGUGUUCUCUGACACUAGCCCCCUCUGAAACUGACAUUCAUCCAUUUCAUUAUUCUAUUUUUUUACUUUUCCAAAUCCCGUCGUUAGAGCUUCAUAGAAUCAUGGAUGUUUUAACCCUGAAACGUUUCUUAUUACCGUCAGCCUGAACCCUCUCAAUCACUCUGGAAACAAUAGAAAUAUCUGCAUAUCAUCAGAUUCAACAGGGAGAGCCACCCUCCCUUAAAAACCCUCUCAUAUCUGCUGAAGAGGAGUCAGAGGAACCAGCCCUGGAUAGACUGAUACCAACCCAGGCGCUGCUCCUCUUUGUCCAUUAGAGAAAAGUUUGACAGUUUUUAUGGUUUUAGAUUUUUUUAUUAUUAUUUUUGAAGCACUUCACAAACCAGGCUUAGGUUGCAAUAUUUUCCCGAGAAACCUCAGAAACAACCUCCACCAGGGUAAUCAAAACCAACUAAAGAACACCUUUGGUGCCUUGCUGAAAAAUGUACCAUGUACCAACUACUGCCAUAUUUUUGUUACACUAGAUUGAGCACUCAAAUGUUAACCAUUUAUUUGUUUACUGCUACUAAAGUGGUGAUGAAUGACAAGAGGUAGUGUUUUAGCUACCACCUACUUACUUGUAACUGAGAAUACAGCAAGAGAGUGCCUCGUGCUGCCUGA